Messenger RNA from Vollenhovia emeryi, 4937 nucleotides. Its product is annotated as CD109 antigen-like. The transcript has 28 exons. Gene Ontology annotation, molecular function: endopeptidase inhibitor activity. Gene Ontology annotation, cellular component: extracellular region. Bases 295 to 4713 code for a protein of 1472 amino acids. Lineage: Eukaryota; Metazoa; Arthropoda; Insecta; Hymenoptera; Formicidae. The record is from RefSeq and is a predicted model, not a curated record.
GAUUGGUAGUGGCCGUCAGUACUUGCUUAACCGUUGGGCCGUUAGCAAGAACGUUCAGCACUCUCCGAGCUCUCCCGACUCUCCUCCGAUUCGGCGUCUCCUCUCCGGCGGCGUCCACCUCCCGCGCCGUCUCGCGAAGCGCGGAGAGACGCGAGACGCGACGACCGUCUACGGCGAUCCUCGCGGCUCUAACGAGUCGUUCCGGUCUCGUUUCGGGUGCUCUUUUCUCAGUGCAGCUCGGUGGAGGAGCCCUCUUCCCGUCUUUCGUUCUCCAGCCAGGUCUUUCCUUGGAACAUGGAAUGGCUAGGCAUUCUAUUGCUAUGGGGAAUAAUCUCAAAUGUAGUCGCAGAACCGUAUUACACUAUUAUUGCGCCGAGAGUGGUGCGUCCUGAUUCGGAAUAUCAUGUCGCCGUGAGUAUCACCGGCGUGUCGACGCCGUCAACGAUAUACGUCGAAUUGGCUGGCGAACUCGAUGCGGGAAAGAUAUUCAACAUUUCUCGGACCGCGACCGUCGAGCCGUACUCCACUCAGAUCUUGCGACUAGACAUCGGCGAAACCAUGCCGGGAAAAUACAAACUCACAGCACGCGGUCUGUCCGGUAUCGAUUUUUACAAGUCGAAGGAUAUCGAGUAUGUGCAUAAAAGUUACUCCGUCUUCAUCCAGACCGACCGGGCGAUUUAUAAACCCGGUCACAAAGUUAUGUUUCGUUGUAUAAUAUUGGAUUCGAGGCUGAGGCCGAGCAUUGUGGGACCUACAGACGUAUAUGUCGUUGAUGGCGAUGGUAAUCGUAUCAAGCAAUGGAUUCGACCAGCGGUGGCUCACGGUAUUUUCGGCAGUGAGUUGGAAUUGUCGCAUUCGCCGGUACUGGGAAAGUGGAAGCUUAUCGCCAAUGUCGGCGAUCAGACGUUUGAAAAGGAAUUUGAAGUCGCGGAGUACGUUCUGCCGAACUUCGAGGUGACGAUCGACUCGCCAAAGCACAUGCAGUUCAAAGACUCGAUAGUUACAGCCACUAUCCAUGCAAAGUAUACCUAUGGAAAACCGGUAAAAGGCGAAGCUACGAUAACAGCUUAUCCAGACAUUUUUUCUGGCGUGAUCCAACCGAUAUUCCAACAACCCGUGAGAAAGGUGGUGCCGAUUGACGGAAAAGUUACAGUCGAUUUCGAUAUAUUGACUGAAUUAAGAUUGACCGACGAAUAUGAGAGGCCCAUCAUGAUUGACGUGGUAGUGGAAGAAGAAUUAACUACCAGAAGGCAAAACGCUUCGAUGCAAAUAACGUUGCACAAGCACAAGUACACGAUGGAGUUGAUAAGAACGUCGGAAUAUUUCAAACCGGGGUUAAAAUAUACUGCUUUCUUAAAAUUAACAUAUCACGAUGGCUCGCCGGUACAAGACACCAAAAAUGACGUUUUAAUAGCGUACGGGUACACAUAUAAUCAAUCGGCGUAUUCCAAUAUCACAAGAAAAUUAGACGAGCACGGCAUGGUGCAACUAGAUUUUUAUCCGCCUAAGGCAAAGGACAACAUCUCUUUUCCUCUGAAUGUAGAGGCACAAUACUUAAACUUGCAUGAAUGGUUCCCUUCAACUAAUCAAGCUAUGUCCGCAAGCAACGAAUACAUCCAAGCGAUUCUGAAAACGGAAAAGCCAGCCGUGAACAAUUACGUCGACAUCGAAGUGAACUCUACCGCGCCGUUGAAAUACAUAAGUUACGAGAUACUUGGUCGCGGUGAUAUCCUGGACGCAGGAUCGAUCUACGUGCAAGACAAGUACACGACGUCAUUCAAAUUUUUAGCGACAUACGUCAUGGCCCCUAUCGCACACGUAAUUGUAUACUAUGUACGGACAGAUGGAGAAGUAAUAGCGGAUUCGUUAGACGUUGAACUCGCGGGAAUACUUCAAAAUCACGUCGACCUUAAAGUAACACCAGAGGGAGUUAUGCCCGGAGCUAGCGUCAAUCUUAUGAUAUCGGCGAAACCCAAUUCUUUCAUUGGACUGUUGGGCGUCGAUCAGAGAUCCCUCUUGCUGAAAUCUGGAAAUGAUAUCACCUAUGACCAAGUGUACAAGGAGCUGCAGUCGUACGACAAGGCAGAAACGUCGCCACACGCAGAAGUGCCCUUCGGCCGUCCCCUCUGGAGACCCGGCUCUGGAACAGCGGACGAUGUGUUUCAAAAAACUGGCGUGGUAAUUCUCACAAACGCAUACGUCCACGAGAACUUCCCUAUACGACCACAAAUUUUGGAGGGUAGAAUAACGGGCUCGCCUCAUGGGGUGUCCACGCUUCGACCAGACCUUGGUCCACCUGUCACGCACAGAUUAGCGACAAGACCACCGCUGGCAGGUCCUUACGCCUUCUCUCGCAUCCCACCCCCUGUCUGGAAUAAGCCCCGUGUAUUCCUAAUGCAUGACAUCUUAAACACCUGGCUUUUCACAAACUUCUCUUCAGGGUAUACUGGAAAAACGGAAUUACGACGCACCGUGCCAGAUUCCAUCACAUCCUGGGUACUGACUGCGUUUUCCGUCAACGACGCGCACGGAUUGGGCCUUAUAGAAGAACCCAGAAAGUUGAAAGUGUUCAAACCCUUCUUCAUAUCCGUCGAUUUGCCGUACUCGGUAAUUCGGGGAGAAAUCGUAGGAAUACAGAUUGUCGUGUUCAAUUAUAUGAAUAAGGACGUGACAGCCGAAGUUCUGCUAACAAACGAGGGACAAUUUGAGUUCGCGGAGGUUUCUAAUGAAGUUCACGAUGUACCAAAAUUGGAGUUAUAUCGCAGGAAAAAAAUUGACGUGAAAGCCAAUUCCGGCUCGAGUGUGUCGUUCAUGAUUAUUCCACGAGAACUGGGGUACAUCACUAUAAAAGUGACUGCUAACAGCGUCUUAGCUGGCGACAGCGUUGAACAUAAAUUACUCGUCAACGCCGAGGGAGAAACGCAAUAUAAGAAUGAAGCGGUAUUUCUGGAUUUGAGAAACACUGAGCAGGCGGGUGCGAACGUUACCAUCAACAUACCUAAUAAUGCAGUUCCAGGAUCUGAGAAUAUACAAAUUUCUGCAGUUGGUGAUAUCUUGGGUCCUAGUAUCCCGAACUUGGCAAAUUUAAUAAGAAUGCCAUUUGGUUGCGGUGAGCAGAAUAUGCUCAACUUUGUACCAAACAUCGUCAUUCUAAAUUACCUCAAGAACACGAAUCAAUUAACGCAAGCCGUGCAAAGCAAAGCGCUAAAAUAUCUGGAUAUCGGCUAUCAGCAGGAAUUGACUUAUAGACAUAACGACGGCUCGUUCAGCGCAUUUGGCAUGUCGGAUCCUAGCGGAAGUACAUGGCUUACAGCUUUUGUAGCGAAAUCUUUCAAGCAAGCGGCGGCAUACAUAGCGGUUGAGGAUAGGAUCAUAAACGAGGCAUUGCAGUGGUUGUCCAACAAUCAAGCGUCAAACGGUUCUUUCCCCGAAGUGGGAAGAGUUAGCCAUCGUGAUAUGCAGGGCGGGGCUGCCAAGGGACUCGCUUUAACUGCAUACACACUUAUUGCUUUCCUGGAAAAUGAGGAAUCUGUGGGGAAAUAUCGCAAUACUAUAAACAAGGCUGUUGACUAUAUUGUCCGUAACAUGGAAGGACUAAACGAUACCUACGCACUGAGCCUGUGCGCCUACGCCUUGAAUUUGGCAAAGCACCCUUAUGAGACGUCGGCAUUUAACUUGCUGGAGUCGAAAACUACGACGAAGCAGGAUCUCAAAUGGUGGAGCAAACCCAUUCCGAAAGACAAUAAAAAUCCACACUAUUCUUUGCCGCGUUCCGUUGAUGUCGAAAUGACAUCGUAUGCUUUACUUUUGUAUCUUAGACGCAAUUUAGUCGCAGAUGCGAUUCCCGUAAUGAAGUGGCUCGUCAAGCAGAGAAAUACGGAAGGCGGCUUUGCGUCGACGCAAGAUACCGUGAUUGGACUUCAAGCAUUGGCGAAGCUUGCUGAAAAAUUGUCCAGGGACACGAGUUCGGUUCGAAUCACAUUUAAAUACGAGGACAAAGGUCAAGGUUCUAUAAGCAUAAAUAGUGGUAAUUCCAUGAUACUCCAAAAACAUGUACUACCUUCGAAAACACGAUUCGUAAAUAUAACGGCGUCUGGUAAAGGUUUUGUGCUAGUGCAAGUUUCCUAUCAAUAUAAUUUAAACGUGACAGGAGCUUUUCCAUUGUUUACCUUGGAUCCUCAAGUGGAUAAAAAUUCCAACGCUAAUCAUUUACAGCUUUCUAUAUGCUCAGGAUUUGUUCCAACCGAGGAAGCAAACGAGAGCAACAUGGCCGUUAUGGAAGUAAGCUUACCUUCUGGCUUCACAGUGGACAGAGAUUCGUUACCGAGUUUAGAAAUAUCAUCACACGUAAAACGCGUGGAAACUAGAAACGGCGAUACAAUGGUGGUUUUGUAUUUCGACAAGAUGGUGAAGCAGGAAUAUUGCCCAACCGUGUCCGCAUUUAGGACACAUAAAGUAGCUAAGCAAAAACCAGUUCCCGUCUCCGUUUAUGAUUAUUAUGACUCGUCAAGAAGAGCGAGAGCAUUUUACGAGCCUAGAAAGACAACGCUGUGCGAUCUGUGCGAGGAUGAAGAUUGCGAAGAUAUAUGCGUUUCAAAACCCGGUAAACGAAAGGACAAUGCUACAGCGUCCGCUGCGCCCCACGUUUACGCUUGUGUAUAUUUGCAAUUUACGAUCUUCUCGUUUUACUGUUUUCUCCAUAAGUACUUGUAAUUAUAUUGUUAUCGAGAAUAAUUAUUUCAAUAUAAUAUAAACUUUAAAUCUAACAAAGUAACGUAAAGAAGCUGUAUAAGUUGCGACCAAAGUACACAUACUUGUUAUACAGGAUAUAAGAUAUUACAAUCUUUUUAUGGAAUCUUUUUAUGGCACUAACAUAAGAUUUAAUUAUUUAAUGAUAAUAUUAAGUCUAUAAUAAAUCUUAAUAAUGUUACUUGUUA